AUGUCUAGCCCCGAGCCGCCGUCGUCUGAAGAUUUUAGAUACCACCCCAAAUUCGCAUCUUUAGACGCCGACAUCGUCCUACGCUCUAGUGAAGGCACAUUCUACCGUGUUUCCUCCUUUGUUCUUCGCUCUACCUCUGCUUUCUUCAACAGUUUACUCUCUCUUCCUAGAGGCGAUCAUGACAAUGAUGAAACGCAUCCUAUCCCAAUUCCUCAUCCCGACUGUACCGUAACCCCCGUUCUUCUCAUGCUGUGUGGCUUUGAAAUUCCACGUUGGGAUUCCUUUGACCAGGUGGAAGAAAUUUUGGUACUCGUCGAGGAAUGGGAUACCGCAGGACCGUUAUCCAUAAUUAGGUCAAGUAUCACCGCGCCCAUGUUCCUUGCGGAACCUCUUCGUCUCUACGCUGUCGCUUCUCAUUUCGGUUGGGAAGACGAGAUCAGACUGAGUUCAAGUCACACGUUAGGUCUCAACCUUUACGCUGAAGAAAACCAGAAAACAUUGGAACGGCUCCCACCUCGAUCACUACUCGCUCUGAUGAAGCUGCACAGAUUGAGGAGGGAUGUUUUGAAAGGGUAUUUAGAUGACCCUGACGUCUUUCAUGCUGGAAAUUUGACGGUUAGAGUGUGUGAUAAGUGCACCCAGGAAGUUGACAACUCUCCUUGGAGAGAGUUGAAGGCAAAGAUCUUUUGGGAGAUGGAUAAGAAUCCCAAGGGGGAUUCAAUAGGGAACUGGCAAAUGGAGGAUUGGCCUGAGACGGCAGCUUGCUGGAAUGCGAGAUGUCGAAGGCUGGGAUGUGGACAUUUACUUUAUGGCAAAUUGGAUACGCUCAAUCACUUGAGAAGCUGUUUGAAGCGGUUGCCGACUACGGUGGAGCUGUGA
Molecule: messenger RNA, 879 nt
Organism: Marasmius oreades (fairy-ring Marasmius)
Lineage: Eukaryota; Fungi; Basidiomycota; Agaricomycetes; Agaricales; Marasmiaceae
Exons: 1
Coding region: 1-879 (292 amino acids)
Source: RefSeq, a predicted model, not a curated record